This is a messenger RNA of Mercenaria mercenaria, 1971 nucleotides long. RefSeq lists its product as uncharacterized. The record is from RefSeq and is a predicted model, not a curated record. The coding region runs from base 1 to 1971 and encodes 656 amino acids. NCBI's taxonomy places the organism in Eukaryota, Metazoa, Mollusca, Bivalvia, Venerida, Veneridae. The transcript has a single exon.
AUGGACACAAGAAGUGCACACGACGACUGUGUAAUUAUAAAUACACCUAACAACACUCAUUUGAUAACGGAGCAACGUAAGAAUGAAUCAAUGAAUCAGAACGCGCAUCCAUCUGAGAAUGUAGUCACGAGCGUUUUGAGAAAUACAGACACUAACGUUUUGAGAAAUACAAACACUAGCAUAGAAUCAGCUUUUCAGUUGCUGGCAAAUACGUUACAAGAAGGAUUCAACUUACCAAAGCCGGAGCUCCUGAGAUUCAGCGGUUCAACAUUGGAAUACUGCAAAUUUGUAAAUAACUUUGAAACAAACAUUGAAUGUAGCGUUCGUGACGACAUGUUACGACUUAGUUACUUGAUACAAUACUGCGACGGAGAGGCAAAUAGUGCAAUAGAAGACUGUGUACUACUGAGUCCAAGUGAAGGUUAUAAACGAGCAAGAGACAUUUUGUACUCACGGUACGGUAGGCCACAUAACAUUGCUAGAACUUAUGUAGAUAAAAUUGUUAAUGGUCAUUCCUUAAAGGCGUCUGACACUAAUGGUCUUUCAGAUUUAGCACUUGAGAUGAGAAAAUGUGAAAUUACUUUGUCUCAGUUAGGAUUUAAGUCAGACAUAGAUAACACAGACAACUUACGCCGCAUUGUUAGACGUUUGCCUAUGCACGUCCGCGGUAAAUGGGUAGAUAUUGCACACUCAAUUACUGAGUUUGGUAGGGAACCGGGCUUUUCAGAUCUAGUGAAAUUUGUAGAAGAAAAGGCUCGAAUCGCCACUUCCCUAUAUGGCCUUGACCUUGCAAAUGAGAAGAGUCAUGGUAAGAUUGUUGAAGAUCGAACCUUUAAGUCAAAGCCAAGUCUUGCACCUCGUAGAAAUAAUGUUGUCAGUUUUGCUACGAAUAGUACAGUAAACAAUUCUAUGUGUAAGCCGUCACGUAAGUGCUAUUGUUGUUCAGGUAGUUGUAAAGAUUUAGCUUCAUGUACGAAAUUUACAGCCAUGAAUUUAAAUGACAGGGAACAGUUUGUAAAAAAGAACAGACUUUUUUUCAAUUGUUUAAAGGGCAAACAUUUUUCUAACGUUUGUAGAAAACCUACUGGGUGCAAUGUAACAGAAUGUAAAUCUAGACAACACUUUCUUUUACAUAGUUGGGUAGUUAGUAAAUCUGAUCACACAGAUCAACAAUUUAUCGUAAAUUGCGCAACUGAAAUCGGAUCUUAUGUGAAGAACUGUUUAGGUAUAAUACCUGUACUUGUUAGAGGUAAAAGUGGGACGUACUGCAAGACUUAUGCUCUGCUUGACGAGGGAGCUGACCAAACAUUAUGUGAUGAACGCUUGUUGAAAACGCUGAACCUACCCUCCAAACCUGUGACGUUCAAGAUGUCUACAGCAAGCUCUUCCGGUAUCAUCGUCGAAGGACAGGAAGUUGAGCUGCACGUGCAACCGGCGUCAGGUGGUAACGACGUUACGUUGAGAAAAGUUUGGUCAGUAAAAUCUCUUCCAAUAUCAACUAGAUCUGCUGCGAGAAACGCUGACAUCAGAGAUCUACCAUAUUUAUCUAAGAUAGAAAUCCCUGAAAUCGACUCUAGCUCUGUGAUGCUUCUUAUUGGAACAGAUGCACCACAGGCACAUAUACCCUUAGAAGUGCGUUCAGGCCGCCAUGAUCAACCCUACGCCAUUAAAACUCAACUAGGCUGGGCAGUGCGUGGACCUGUAACAGACACUACAGCACAGAAAACAGCUAAUGUAAAUUUUCAGCAGUCAGCUGAUGUAUUGUUACAACAACAACUUGAGAAAAUGUGGACUACGGAUUUGGAUGACAAAGUGAAAGUAGACAGAAAUUCAAUGUCUCUAGAAGACAAGAAAGCUUUAAACACUAUGAACUCUUCACUGCGAUAUGAAAAUGGACAUUACAAACUGAAAUUACCAUGGCGUGACGAGAAAGCAGUAAUGCCUAAAAACUUGACUCUUGCGCAUGCGUGA